UUUGUUUACAUCACGCCAGCUGGUCACUCGCUCGUCCACCGCUGAGAUGAAACUUGCACGAGGGUUUUGUGAUUUAAAUAUAUCAGCAUCAGAUGAGGAUCUCAAAAAUACUGUGCUUAAGGCAUUAAGUAUUGGGUACCAAACUGUCGCUAUCAACAGAGAGGUAAUUGAUAAUUCAACUUCUGAGAAGAAAAAACGGAAAAAAGGAGAUUUUCCUAUGGUUCCUCCUCCACCAAAAUUGGAAUUGUCAGAAGAGGAUCUCCGUCAGCACGGUAUCACCAGAGAGCCUGUCAUCCUCACAAGGAUCACAGUCACGUAUUCUGAUCCCGGGUCUGCUUUCCUCUCAAAAUUCCGUGAAGUCAUUAAGCAGUAUGAUAUUAUAGCAUUCACUCCAACAACCGAAGGUGCUCUUAAACAAACUGUGUGCCAGACACUUGUAGAUGUGGAUAUUAUCUCACUGAACCCAAACGAACAGGGUGCCCGCUUUGCUAGGAAAUUAUUGCGUUUAGCAGUGGAACGAGAUAUAUAUUUUGAGCUGAGCUAUGGCCCUUGCAUUCUAAACUCUGGCAGCCGACAGCGCACCAUCACAUUAUCUCACAUCCUACAUCAGUGCUCAAGAUCAGCAAACAUCAUAGUCACCAGUCAAGCUAGAGUUCCAAGCCAUCUUCGGCACCCAUAUGAUGUCAUGAAUCUGGGACGGUUCUUUGGCUUGACAGAAGGUGCUGCCAAACAGGCUAUAGUAUCCUUGUCUCACAACGUUGUAUAUUGUGCUGCUUCACGCAGGAAAGGAGCGGCAAAAUGUGUUGCCCAGGUCACAUUCUUAGAUACAGAUACACCUAAGUCAAAAUUUGAUGGAUUAGGAAAUGCCAGAAAAUUCUUAAAAACUAACACUGGAAUAAGUGAUUAAAGUAUGUACUAUUUUGCUGUUGUUUAUCUAUUCAUUGUUAGAAUAUUGACUGGUAGACAUUUUAUAAUUAAUAUCUAGGGAUGCAUAAAUAAUUAUUUUUGAAGAUUUAAGAGUAAUGAAUAACGUUAUUAAUAAAAGUACAGACCCUAGUCAGGAUUUUUUUCCUUUUCAGAUUAAGUUUGUAGUUAAUAGUACUGUACUGUACUCAAGUGACGUCAAAUUCAGAACUAGCCGUGUUGUCAGUUAAUUACAUUAUGACCAAAUUUGCCUUAUAUAAUGGUUUUUGUCCAGCUUAAAAAUGCAAAGCUUAACAAAUUUGACCUUGACCAUUUAUUGUCAGUGUGGCCAUAAGAAGCUUAGGUAAUUGUUGCCUUUAUUGAUGGUGAGAGGAACUUCUCGUGUGAAAGGAAAGAUGUGGAGCAGUGAAACAUGGGCAGUUACAGAGGAUGACAUUCAUAGGCUUGAGUGAACUCAUAUGAAAAUGGUAAGAUGUGACAAAGAUAGGAAAUCAUGUACUGACAGGUCAGGCAUGUGGAGAGAAUGGAGGAGACCAAUUUGGUCAAGAUUUAGGAGUUUGAAUGUGGGGAUGAGGAGAACUAGAGGUAGGUCAAGAAUAACAGGGAGAGGGUGUCAGAAAUUAACUCAGAGGUAAUUGAUCAUGUCUAACUCACUCACGCUUGGAAAAUGGUGAUGAUGAUGUUCAUGGUGUUCUGUGCAUUAAGCACAGAAAGAAGAAAUUUAUACAUUCUAAUUUAGACAUUUGAUUGAAUCUAAGGGUCGAUCCUGAAAUUUCAUUUUAUGAUUCCACAACGAACAAACAACCUAAGUAUGGCAUCAUAAAGCUAACAGGUUUGACCCAAAAGUUCUCAGAAACCUUUCACUCACCCCCCCCCCCA
This is a messenger RNA of Homarus americanus (American lobster), 1803 nucleotides long. It is a transcript of the gene Rpp30, whose product is annotated as ribonuclease P protein subunit p30-like. The coding region runs from base 47 to 907 and encodes 286 amino acids. Gene Ontology annotation, biological process: tRNA processing. NCBI's taxonomy places the organism in Eukaryota, Metazoa, Arthropoda, Malacostraca, Decapoda, Nephropidae. Gene Ontology annotation, cellular component: nucleolar ribonuclease P complex. Gene Ontology annotation, molecular function: RNA binding. The transcript is spliced from 4 exons. The record is from RefSeq and is a predicted model, not a curated record.